Trypanosoma cruzi is the source of this 1605-nucleotide messenger RNA. RefSeq lists its product as uncharacterized. The transcript has a single exon. The record is from RefSeq and is a predicted model, not a curated record. Bases 1 to 1605 code for a protein of 534 amino acids. NCBI's taxonomy places the organism in Eukaryota, Euglenozoa, Kinetoplastea, Trypanosomatida, Trypanosomatidae.
AUGGGGGAAUCGCAUUUCACUGAGGACGGCGUGUGGCUCCGCGAUGCCGUGACGAGCAUGCACGCCGCCGCGACCCAACGGAUGCAUCUACUGGAGGAUCUCGCGAGACUUUGCAAGGCGCUUGCCUCGGAUGUAAAACACAUUUGCCUUCGAGAAAAAGUCAAAGGACUGGAAGAAGAGUUUAAUUUUGAGGAGUAUAGCCUCUCCGCACUGGAGACGCUGCGGCAGUUGCAACAGAAAUCCUUCCAGAAAGGGGUCGACGGUGACAGACGUCAUCCUGUUUUUUCGCGUUAUGACACUUCUUCGACCUCUGAGUCUGUGGGCUUCUCAUUGGAGUCUGCGGGAUUCCCUUUAGCGGGAGGAAACUCACGAAGAGAUGGCAAUUGCUUGACUGAAUUGUCAAGAGCAAAUGUGGAUUCGUAUCUUAAUAAGGAGCCGUUUCUUUGUUUGUCAGGGCAGGUUUCAUCAUCAAAAGGUGAGAAGAAUGACCUGCUAACCGAUGUAAUUCAUCGCCGUGACGCACUGCGGGAUGAAGUGGCAUCACUUAAGACCGAAAACGAACGUCUGGCGCUUUAUCAGGAUCAUCUGAAGCGCAGUGUACACUUUUCAGCACAUGCUGCUACUGUUGUGGGUAUGGAGCGGGAUGUUUUUACAGCCCUGAGCGAGCUGUUCAAUGCACUGCUCGAGACCAGUGAGGACUGGCUCACAUCUCUGCGGACAUCGGAAAGUUUCCCCGAGAGAAAGCACGAAAACAAUGACGCUUUCAGUGACACCGCCAGUUUGCAAUCGACAGAGGAGGAGGAAUUGCGGGGGAAGAUUCGGCAGCAUUGGGAGGCACAACGUGAGGCAGUGAUGGCCCGGCGGGCAGCCACCAUGUGGUCUCAGUCGACGCGGGUGGUGAUGGCAACUCUCCGUCAGGAGCUUCAUGAAAUGCAGAUGAACUACAAAAGGCAACGCGAUGAGGGACAUCAACAGCAGUUGUCGUGGCUGCGUCUUGAGGCCGCAGUUAUGAAUGCGGAGUCGAAGUAUUUGAAUUUGCGGCUGCAGUACGUCAGGCGGUUCAUGUCAGUUUUUCACCAUGCCUCUUCCGAGGGGAACGAUGAUGACGAUGAUUUUGCGAGAGAAUUGCCUUCUGAUGCUGCGUCGCAAAGGGAUCGCAUGGACAGGGCGUUUAUGCAUCUGAGGUCUAUUGUUGUAAACUACGAAACGGAUCUUUGCAAGUUGAAGCAAAUCAAACGUCUACUGAAGCGGUCUACCCCAGCGGGCUCCUUUUCCAGAGGGGAGCAGAUGUUCAAGGAAAAGCAUCAAGAAAUCAAGACGGCUAUUCUGCCAUGUCUUGCCUCUAGUGAGGGGAAAGACGCAUUUCACAGCGGUGUACAGCGCACCAUGCCGUGGCCAUUGAAAAUGUCGAGGCUUAAGAGCUCAUUCCCUUCGCAUUGUGUGGAGUCCGUCCAUAGUGCAUUGCUGGCGCUUAUUGUUCUUUGGGAACACUUCACCCCUGUGGAGCAGCAACGGGUGUGCGCGACGAUAGGUGACAUGGCAGUCAACGCCCACCUGCUUCUUAUGAUAGCGAAGUAUGUAAAGUCACGACGCCGUCGCAGAUAA